Molecule: messenger RNA, 1605 nt
Organism: Cryptomeria japonica (Japanese cedar)
Lineage: Eukaryota; Viridiplantae; Streptophyta; Pinopsida; Cupressales; Cupressaceae
Product: probable disease resistance protein At4g33300
Exons: 3
Coding region: 529-1539 (336 amino acids)
Biological process (GO): defense response to fungus
Source: RefSeq, a predicted model, not a curated record
UUGUAAGGAUAAGGAGCUAAGGAUUACGCAACACUAAGUUUCAAAUCAGAAAGAAAUUCACAGUUUGUAAAUACUUCGACAAUGGUUUUGAUGAUUGCAAACUCUAUGAAUGGGGAAUCGCACAAGGCUUGGAUGAGGGCAACGAGCAAAAUUUGUAAAGGAAAAUAUAGAUAAGAUCAUCACAGGAAAGGGCUAUAUAGAUUGCCGCACAUCAGUACUGACUCCUUAUCAGAUGUUCUUUGUCAGUAUCUGCAAUAUGCCCUCCACUUUGUCAGUAUUGAAUCUCCAGAUGAUGUACUCAAGGAAUGUUGCUUAGACUUGGGAUUAUUUCCCGCAGACAGGAAAAUAUGUGCUGAUGCACUUUUGGACAUUUGGGUUUAUGUUCGAAAGCUACAAAGGCAGAAUGCUUUUGCCAUCUUAUCAGAACUUGCCAACAGAAAUCUGUUAAACUUAACUAGCAAUUCAAGAGGAGAUGCAACAAUCCAAUAUGGAAAUGCUUCAGAGCUUUACUUUUCCCGGUGUGAUGGAAUGCGAGAUUUGGUCGUAGGAAGGAAGAGGUUGGUGAUAGAAAGGAAUAACUUUGGUUCAUUAGAGAAAUGGGAGUUGCUCAGAGAUAGAGCAUCUGAUGCUCAAAUUCUCUCCAUUCUCACCGGUCCUAUGGAGAAAAAUGGCUGGUAUAAUAUGAAUUUCCCCGAAACAGACGCUCUGUUAUUAUUCUUUACUUCGACAGAAUACUUUCUUCCCCCAUUUCUGAAAUCCAUGAAAAAUAUGAAGUUUCUAAUGAUAUCCAAUUGCGGUAACAACAAGGCAACAAUGAAAGGUUUAAGCGUCUUAUCCUCACUUACUCAACUCAAGAGUGUCUGGUUGGAGGGGUUGAUUUCUCCCCUUGGUGGAAAACAGAGCAUUGAAGUACUAGAGAGCAUAGAGAAGCUAUCUCUGAGCUUAUGUAUAGGAUUUAAUGGUGGAAAACAGAGCAUUGAAGUACUAGAGAACAUAGAGAAGCUAUCUCUGAGCUUAUAUAUAGGAUUUAAAAAUAUACCCACAUUUACUAGAUUACAAGAUUUAAUUCUGGACCGCAACAAUAAUUUGGAGGAGUUGCCCCUCGGUAUCUGCAAUAUACCCUCCAUUCUAUCCUUGUCUAUUACCAACUGCCAUCAGCUUCAAAAUUUACCAUAUGAUUUUGGAAAUAUGAGCAAUCUAAGAAUGCUAAGGUUAUCGACAUUGCCAUGUUUGAAACAGAUUCCUGCAUCAAUUGGAAAGCUUGAACAGUUGGAGUAUCUAGACAUUUCACUUUGUGAGGGCUUGAAAGAGCUUCCAAAAGAAAUAGGACAACUCAAGAAAUUGAGGGAGCUCGAUGUGAGAGAGUGUUCCCAUCUGAUCACCUUACCUUGGAAUGUUUGUGAACUAAGCUCCCCGAAGCUUGUUACCUGUGACGAGACGAUUGGGAAGCAGUGGUUGCAAGCCAAGAACACUUCUAUUGCUGAUCUUAGAGUUGAAAUUGUGGAAGCACAAUUUAGUCUGGAUUGGCUUGACGAUUGACUUUUAUCUCUCAUCUUGAAUAAUAAGAUCUAAGGAUCUUGACAUGCUUUGUAAUUUUUUUCAUUA